UAUAUUUUACCUAAAGUUUGUUUUUAUAAUCAUUAUAAAUGCAUUGAUUUACUUAUGAUCCAAUAGAAAUAAUUAAAUAUCUUUUUGAUGUAUAAACCAAUGAAAAUCUGCUAAAUCAAAUUAUAACAAUUUUAAAAUUAUCUUCGUAUUUUGCAGCCGCUAGUUUUUAUAAGACAUUUCCUCAAUUUUCAAGAAACUUUUUAAACGUAAACUUAAACAAAGAAGUUCAAUAACCGCAUGGGUGGUAUGCCAUCACGAAAUAUAGUUAAUGAUAACGUUCUAUAUCCACAAGCAGAUAUGACAUCACAUAAUAUGAAUAAUGAUGACGUUUUACAUUUACAAGCAGAUAAUAAGCAAAUGGCUAGCGAGACCGCGCAAAAUACAAAUAACGAUGAUGUUGUUACUCCACAGCCAAAUGAAGAAAAUUUAUUAGCUGACAUUUUAGGGGAUGACGUUAAAGAAAUUAAAACACCUAUUUUUGAAACUGGAAACAAACUUGCAAGUUUUGUAAAAGGGUCGUUGAAUUUGGCUUAUUUAGCAGCAAAGCAAUCUAAAUCAAUUGAUGAUUGGGUAAAAAAUGGCGCUGUUACGUUGACUUCUCUCUACGAAUUGGGAUUGGGUAUUCAUCAAACUAUCAAAAUAAAAGAAAAGAAAAACAUACGCGAAGAGAGGUUUAGAAGACAAGCAAUAGAGUUAAGAAGAGAACUAAUUAAUAUGAUGACAGGCGAAGAACCGGACGAACAGGAAGAAAAUUUUCAAAAAGCAAGCCAAGUAUAUCUUGCGCGUUAUUACGCAACCUAUUACAUCGAUGAAAUUUGCUAUGAUAAAGAAAAAAGUAAAAAACAAAAAAAAGUGCGUUUGUAUCCAUCGAUUAAAAAUUUUGAAGAAUAUUUUUCGUCUAGAGGUACACUUGCUGAAAAAAUAGAUAGUUACAGAAAAAAGCUAGUUAAGUUAAAUAUUGACAAAGAAAUACCAAACACCAAAACCAGUUAUUUUGCAUACGUAAACUAUAUUUUAAAGAAAAAUUAUCUUGAGUUUGUUAAGAAAGAGCGUCAAAAGGAAUUUGCCUUGAAAUAUAAAUUGUACAGAGCAUAUUUAAAACAUGGGGAGUUUGAUGAACAAAUUUGUUGUGGCGAUCAAAAUGAAGAAAUAAAAACCUUCAUUAGUAUUUUAAUAUUACCUGGAAUUUAUUAUUCUUUUUCAAGAGUAAUGCGUGAGUAUAAAUGGAACAGAAACAUUUUAAAACUAGAAGAAAUUAUGAGGUCUUACUUGAAAGUUGAAUCAAAAAUUGAAGCUGUUGUAAAGAAAAAACUUGCUAUUGAAAAACUAAAAUACUACUGUGAAUUAACAGGUUCUAGAUAUGGGAAGUUAUUAUUGGAUCUAAAUCUAAAAGAAUUAAGUUAUGAAUUUAAAAAUAGUUCGUGUGAAGAAAGCUUUGAGGUUGCUUUCGACUUAUUUCAAAAAAUGAGUAAUGUAGGCAUUGCAAAUCGAAUGAACUACGUGCAUUUAAAUAUUGAAUAUAAAAAUAUUUGAUUCCAUGAAUGAGUUAUUAGCUAGUUUUCUAAAAA
Hydra vulgaris (swiftwater hydra) is the source of this 1568-nucleotide messenger RNA. RefSeq lists its product as uncharacterized. NCBI's taxonomy places the organism in Eukaryota, Metazoa, Cnidaria, Hydrozoa, Anthoathecata, Hydridae. The record is from RefSeq and is a predicted model, not a curated record.